AUGUCUUGCUUUGAAAUAUCGAAUCUUAAGAAGAAAAUUGCUUUUCUCGAAGGGGAAGAGUUAGCGAAUUCAAGCAUGAAUAUGCAAAUCAUUCACUUACAAAGAGAUAAUUCUUCUUUAAUUAAGACAGUUGAAAUGCUCAGUAAACAACUCUUAAACCUAAGCGAAGGUAAAGGCGAAACCCCCCCAAAUAUUCCAUCAGUAAAUUUGGAUAAAACAAAUGUAUUGGAUCCCACCUCUAAAGCGUGUGAAAAAAAGAAAAAAAAGAGACAGAGAAAAAACAAAGGGAAAGAAAAUAAGUUAUUGCAACGUAUUCCUCCACCUAGUGAUGCUUCAUCCUCUGGGGACGCCUCAUCGCCUCGUGACGCCUCAUUACCUCGUGACGCUUCAUCGCCUGGUGACGCUUCAUCGCCUAAUGAUGCCUUAUCACCCAGCGGGGGCUCAUCACCUAAUAAUUAUUUGCCUCCUGACAAGAAUAUAGCUGGUGCUAACGCAACACAAGAGGUCAAUGUCACC
Messenger RNA from Paramuricea clavata, 516 nucleotides. Lineage: Eukaryota; Metazoa; Cnidaria; Anthozoa; Malacalcyonacea; Plexauridae. The record is from the annotation of a GenBank genome assembly.